Molecule: messenger RNA, 1242 nt
Organism: Trichechus manatus latirostris (Florida manatee)
Lineage: Eukaryota; Metazoa; Chordata; Mammalia; Sirenia; Trichechidae
Gene: STX7
Product: syntaxin 7
Exons: 10
Coding region: 258-1049 (263 amino acids)
Biological process (GO): vesicle fusion; vesicle-mediated transport; intracellular protein transport
Cellular component (GO): synaptic vesicle; membrane; SNARE complex
Molecular function (GO): SNAP receptor activity; SNARE binding
Source: RefSeq, a predicted model, not a curated record
GACGGAUGCUGUCACUCAGCUCCGCGGGCCAAUGGGGGAGAAGCGAGCCCCGCCUCCUUCCCUGGGCUGAGCUGCAGACAUGCGCACUGGACUUCCCAGCGCCACCGCCCAUCAGCUGAAAAUUGUAGCUGGGUCUCUGGCCGGUGGGUGACCGUGGCUGGAGGAGGAGGAAGCAGAGGAGAUCGGGGUGACUGCUUGGAAAACUAUCUGGACAGCCCACCAACAUCUGAUGAAAUUAGUGACUAAGCAAAUCAGCCAUGUCUUACACUCCAGGAAUCGGUGGUGACCCCGCCCUUCUGGCCCAGCGCAUCUCUUCCAACAUCCAGAAGAUCACACAGUGUUCUGUGGAAAUACAGAGGACUCUGAAUCAGCUCGGAACACCUCAAGAUUCACCUGAGUUGAGGCAACAGCUGCAGCAGAAGCAGCAGUACACUAACCAGCUUGCCAAAGAAACAGAUAAGUACAUUAAAGAGUUUGGAUCUCUGCCCACCACCCCCAGUGAACAGCGUCAAAGGAAAAUACAGAAGGAUCGCUUAGUGGCUGAAUUCACAACAUCACUGACAAAUUUUCAGAAGGUCCAGAGGCAAGCUGCUGAGAGAGAGAAAGAAUUUGUUGCUCGAGUAAGAGCCAGUUCCAGAGUAUCUGGCGGUUUUCCUGAGGACAGUUCAAAAGAAAGGAAUCUUGUAUCCUGGGAAAGCCAAACUCAACCUCAGGUGCAGGUGCAGGAUGAAGAAAUUGCAGAGGAUGACCUCCGCCUUAUUCUUGAGAGAGAGUCUUCUAUUAGGCAACUUGAAGCUGAUAUUAUGGAUAUUAAUGAAAUAUUUAAAGAUUUGGGAAUGAUGAUUCAUGAACAAGGAGAUGUGAUAGAUAGCAUAGAAGCCAAUGUAGAAAGUGCAGAGGUGCACGUUCAGCAAGCAAACCAGCAGCUGUCCAGGGCGGCAGAUUAUCAGCGCAAAUCCAGAAAAACUCUGUGCAUCAUCAUUUCUGUCCUUGUCAUUGGAGUUGCGAUUAUCGGUCUCAUCAUAUGGGGAGUGAAUAAGAAAAACUAAAAUCAUAAAGGCAUGCACUAUUGCGCUAUGUUAUCUAAAUUAUGUAGGAAGAUUCCUGUAAUUGUGUUGUUGUUUUUUUUUAAUUAUAAAGCUAUUAAGUAAAGAAUGGUUCCCAAACUUUGUUAUUUUUAUUUGGGGUGAGGGUGGGGGGUGGUUUCCUUUGGAUUAAAUCUGAUAUUUUCUAAUACUGAAA